Molecule: messenger RNA, 1825 nt
Organism: Diabrotica virgifera virgifera (western corn rootworm)
Lineage: Eukaryota; Metazoa; Arthropoda; Insecta; Coleoptera; Chrysomelidae
Product: inositol polyphosphate 5-phosphatase E
Exons: 8
Coding region: 214-1740 (508 amino acids)
Biological process (GO): phosphatidylinositol dephosphorylation
Molecular function (GO): phosphatase activity
Source: RefSeq, a predicted model, not a curated record
ACAAUACAAUGUGAGUUACAAAUACAAACAUUCUUUCUCUUAACACUACAAACAUUUAUGAAAUUUUACACAGUUACAUAUUCAUAUAUUUAAUAUUUACGAUAACAAAUUAUCAACAAUCAAAAGCAUUUAAAAGAUGUGUGCCUUCGUGUUAUAUUAUCAAAGACUAUUCUAUUAUUAGAAAAUCAAUAAAAGCAAAUCAACUGUUUGGCCAUGAAUCCCAAAAUCAAAUUGGGUAAAAAGGCUGGAUUUGCUAGCUUUGUUCUUCCACGCAAGCCCUCCAAUAAGGUAGGAAUAUCUGUUACAAGAAGUCAUAGUGCCAGAGAGCAGAGUAUGGAUCAUGUAAUUAUUUCAGAAGUCACAAAUGAUUUAGCCAUUUCAAGAAGACCCUUAAGCUUUGAUGUUAAACGUAAAAAAAUGCAGGAUAUUAAAAAGUUGACAACAAAUAAUUUGGAUAGGCACAACAGUUUAUCUGACAGUAAUGUGUGUGGUAAUUGCAAUGAUGCAAUACCAGCUGGCAAAUCUAGGGAAAAAUCAAUAUCACAUGAGAACCUACUGGAACAUAAAGGAUUUAAUCCAUUUCACCUAAUUCCUAUAAGUAAAGCGAGACAAAGGAACUUUUUGCAGGGUAAAAUCGGUGCUAAUUCUCUACUAGGUCCUAGUGAAUUGGACAGAGUAUGUCCUAAUCGUGAAAUAACUAUUUUUGUAGGUACUUGGAAUAUGAAUGGACAUUCUCCACCACAAGAACUGAAUGAUUUUGUCCUACCGGUUAGCAUGGAACACGUCCCAGACAUUCUUUCUUUCGGGACUCAGGAAUCAACUUCAGAAAGGUUUGAGUGGGAAGCCAGUUUACAAGAAACUAUAGGACCAUCACAUCUACUUUUACAUUCGAUAUCGUUAGGUACAAUACAUCUUGCAACGUUUAUAAGACGAGAUUUGAUAUGGUACGUUUCAGUACCCGAAGAAUCUAGCUUGUCAGUACGACCAGGAACAGCAUUUCGAACAAAAGGUGCAGUUGCUACCUCCUUUAUGAUAUUUGGAACGUCGUUUUUAUUUGUAACUGCACAUUUGACUGCCCACGAAGAAAAGGUAAAAGAGAGGGUGUCAGACGUGAAAAAGAUUGUACAUUGUAUGGACUUGCCGAAGGUACUGCCAUGUAAAAAUAAAAGCGAAGAUAUAACGCAGAAUUUCGACUACGUCUUCUGGUUUGGCGAUUUAAACUUUAGAUUAGCAACACCGAGAGCAAAAGUACUUGAGUGGUUAUCCAAUACUAGUUUUCCCCUACCGGCACAUCUACCUCAUGGAUACAUGCAUCACGACCAACUUUGUUCGGUUUUAGCAGACGGUGCAGCAUUUCGUGGCUUUAAUGAAGCUAAAAUUAGUUUUCCACCAACGUACAAAUAUGACCCGGGAACACAAAAUUUCGACUCAUCAUCUAAAAAUCGAACACCUGCGUACACAGACCGAAUAUUAUUCAAGCAAAAAAACUGCCGGAGAUUUAGUGGUGCUCUCGAAAAUCCACCCCUGCAAUGUUUGGUAUACGAUUCAGUUCCUUCUAUAACAACUUCCGAUCAUAAACCUGUCUGGGGAGUCUUUAAAGCUCAUCUUCGGCCUGGUUUAGAUACGAUUCCUUUGGCAGCUGGAUUAUUUAAUAGAGAAGUUUAUCUAGAAGGCUUGAAAAGACGUGCAACUACCUUAAAUAGUACGAAAGCGAAUACAUUAAUAUGUUCCAUACAAUAAGUAUUAAUGAAAGUAUAUUAAUGAAAUUGUUCCAAAUGUUAGCUGUAUAUUGAAAUUCCAUUUUGAAUUAAAUGUUUUCUGUUAA